Messenger RNA from Propithecus coquereli (Coquerel's sifaka), 1471 nucleotides. It is a transcript of the gene BTG3, whose product is annotated as BTG family, member 3. The coding region runs from base 268 to 1029 and encodes 253 amino acids. The transcript is spliced from 5 exons. Gene Ontology annotation, biological process: negative regulation of cell population proliferation; negative regulation of mitotic cell cycle. NCBI's taxonomy places the organism in Eukaryota, Metazoa, Chordata, Mammalia, Primates, Indriidae. The record is from RefSeq and is a predicted model, not a curated record. Gene Ontology annotation, cellular component: cytoplasm; nucleus.
CCCCUCUUCCGGGCCGCGAGCCCCCCGCGCGCCGCUUCGGGACCGCGCUCGUGCGCGCGCGCCCGCCCGUCCUCCCGCCAGCCAGUCCUCUCAGCGCGCGCUCGGCCGCCCGACGACGCGGGAGCUGCACGCGCCGGACGAGGCUUGCUGCGCUCCCUGUAGCUGAGCGCGGGCCCGCUGAGGCGGCGCCCUCGGUUCCCGGCCAGGGCACAGUCGGCACCGCUGAAUCUGCGGCCCCAGAGCGGCGGCGGCAGCAGCGGGAAAAAGAUGAAGAACGAAAUUGCUGCUGUUGUCUUCUUUUUCACAAGGCUGGUUCGAAAGCAUGAUAAGUUGAAAAAAGAGGCAGUUGAGAGGUUUGCUGAGAAAUUGACUCUAAUCCUUCAAGAAAAAUAUAAAAAUCACUGGUAUCCAGAAAAACCAUCAAAAGGACAGGCCUACAGAUGCAUUCGUGUCAAUAAGUUUCAAAGAGUUGAUCCUGAUGUCCUGAAAGCCUGUGAGAACAGCUGCAUCUUGUAUAGCGACCUGGGCUUGCCAAAGGAGCUUACUCUCUGGGUGGACCCAUGUGAGGUGUGCUGUCGGUAUGGAGAGAAAAACAAUGCAUUCAUUGUUGCCAGCUUUGAAAAUGAGGAUGAGAACAAGGAUGAGAUCUCUAAGAAAGUUACCAGGGCCCUUGACAAGGUUACCUCUGAUUAUCAUUCAGGAUCUUCUUCCUCAGAUGAAGAAACAAGUAAAGAAGUAGAAGUGAAACCCAAUUCAGUGACUGCAACACCAAGCCCUGUGUACCAGAUUUCAGAACUGAUGUUCCCACCUCUUCCAGUGUGGCACCCUUUGCCCAGAAAAAAGCCAGGAAUGUACAGAGGGAAUGGCCAUCAGAAUCACUACCCUCCUCCUCCUGUUCCAUUUGGUUAUCCAAAUCAGGGAAGGAAGAAUAAACCAUAUCGUCCAAUUCCAGUGACAUGGGUACCUCCUCCUGGAAUGCAUUGUGACCGGAAUCACUGGGUUAAUCCUCACAUGUUACCACCUCACUAGCUUCUUUGAUUUUGUUGGUGUCAUGUUGAGAGAAAGGUAGAAUAAACCUUACCACACGUUAAAAGUUAAAAGUUCAUACCAAUAGUAGUGAAGUUAGAUGGACCAAACCAUCAAACUUAUUUUUAUAGAAGUUAUUGAGAAUAAUCUUUCUUAAAAAUAUAUAUAUGCACUUUAGAUAUAUUGAUAUAGUUUGGAAAACUUUAUUAAAGUUAGUCAAGUGCCUGAGUUUUUAAUAUUGGACUUGAGUAUUUAUAUAUUGUGCAUCAACUCUGUUGGAUACGAGAACACUGUAGGAGUGGACGAUCUGUUCUAGCACCUUUGAGCAUUUACUUUAUGGAGCAUAUGUAAGUUAUUUAUAUACAAGGAAAUCUAUUUUAUGUCGUUGUUUAGAAAAAUUGCGUGAAAUCAUGUAGUUGCAAAUAAAAAGUAGUUUGAGGCAUGA